Cladophialophora psammophila CBS 110553 is the source of this 1053-nucleotide messenger RNA. RefSeq lists its product as uncharacterized. The record is from RefSeq and is a predicted model, not a curated record. Gene Ontology annotation, biological process: protein monoubiquitination; protein polyubiquitination. Gene Ontology annotation, molecular function: ubiquitin protein ligase activity. NCBI's taxonomy places the organism in Eukaryota, Fungi, Ascomycota, Eurotiomycetes, Chaetothyriales, Herpotrichiellaceae. The transcript has a single exon. Bases 1 to 1053 code for a protein of 350 amino acids.
AUGGCAGCAGAAUCCUCGAAGAAUGAGAUAGCACUCGAUCACAGUGAGCCUGCGGGCUCAACCACGGCACCAUCACCUAUUGCAGAGCCCAUCCUGCCUCCGCCAGAACCGUGUGUCAUCUGCCUCGACCACAUCUCUGACAAAGCCAUUGCCCUACCCUGCUGCCACGACCAAUUUGAUUUCCCGUGCUUGGGGACAUGGCUGCAACGACAGCAAGUAUGCCCACUGUGCAAGGGCCAAGUCACCGCGAUCAGGUUCAAUGUUGGCGACGGCGAUAAGGAAAGGAGCCAAGUGUUCUAUCUUCCUCCUGAAAAUGCGCAAGCCGGCCGAAGUCCGAGUGGACUUGCCACCGCCGCUAUUCGGCAGCGACGAUUUAGACAUGGCCGACCGUAUACAAGAGGCGGGCACUACAAUACCACAAGAGACGCGCGAUCUGAAGCAUCGAAAGACACCGCCCUCGAGUUUCGCAGACAGGUAUACCGGCAGAGACUCUAUUCACUCCAUGUUGGCACGAAUCGGAUCUCGCGAUAUCGGAAUGUCACACCUUCAUCCUUUACAACAGACGAGCGCCUGACAUCCCGAGCCCGGAUGUGGAUCAGACGUGAACUUCAGGUCUUCAGUUUCCUCACCCCUAACUCUACCCAACCUUCACGUCCUGGAUCCACCGACCGCCGGGCCAGUAACGCUGAUUUCCUACUCGAGUACAUCGUUGGUAUUUUGAAGUCGAUUGAUUUGAAAGGCAGCGCAGGACAAGCGGAGGAGUUGUUGAAAGAUUUUCUGGGACGGGACAAUGCUCGGUUGUUCUUGCAUGAACUGGAGGCAUGGGUGAGGAGUCCGUACGAGCAUCUCAAGGAUUGGGACAGGGCAGUGCAGUACGCGAUGCCACCAGGGUUAGAGAUGAACAACAAUGGGCCGGCCAACGUUCGAAGCGAAACCAUUCCCUGCCUGCGGACGAAUGGGACGAGACCACCUAACAGUGCGGCCGGCGUGCCUCGUUGGUUCUCUGAAAGAUUUGUGCUCGGAGACGAGGGGUCACGAGCGACACGAGCGUGA